This is a messenger RNA of Sabethes cyaneus, 2054 nucleotides long. RefSeq names its product NEDD8 ultimate buster 1-like. Gene Ontology annotation, molecular function: protein binding. The transcript has 5 exons. Lineage: Eukaryota; Metazoa; Arthropoda; Insecta; Diptera; Culicidae. The record is from RefSeq and is a predicted model, not a curated record. Gene Ontology annotation, biological process: regulation of ubiquitin-dependent protein catabolic process. The coding region runs from base 106 to 1959 and encodes 617 amino acids.
UCUCGCACAGUUCAGUCUUUAGUAUUUCUAUAACGGAGGCAGCGGUUAUUGUUAAGGUAUCAAUCAGAUUUUUUCGAUGCAUUUGUGAAUAAAUCACAAGCAAAGAUGACGAACGAGUUGGAAAAUGAAAAUUACGUGAUUCAGGUUCGUGCUAUCCUGAAUCAGCAAACAAUUAAACUUUGGGAGUCCCCGUAUUACGACGCAGCUACGCACCAAUCUGUGGAAUCGGAGCUAGAGAAAUUGGCCAUAGCAUAUCAUGAGCACCUGCAAAUCGGGGUCAAGGACUGCCUCAAUGCAAUUCGAUCUCUGCAGCAGAAUGCCUUGGAUAAACUUAGAAGCAAGGAUGAAUUCCUCAAGACGGGCAUCGCAACAAUAAAGUGUAGAGCGCCAGCCCAAUGCACCACAAAUCGCUAUUUUGAUGUUAAGAUCAAAGUCACUAGUAUUGGGGAGGAUCUCGCCAAGAUGGUCGCGGAAAAAUUGUCUGUUGAUGCGUCAAGUAUUAAACUUGUUUGCGCCGGGAAAGUACUAACCAACUACCUCACACUGUUAGAGCAAAAAGUCGUCAAUGGCGGUACCGUUAUGGUACUUAUAAUGAAACAGAGUAAGGAAGCAGCUCAGCAAGAAUCCGAUACCUUUGAUCGUAUUCGCAAGAUACGAACCGACGCGCAAAUGCUUAUAAACGAUAAUGGAUCAUCAAAUUUUCUCAGCUUAGAGGACCAAGAUGGAAAUGCUCUUCACCUGCCAGAAAGCGAAAAGAAAGCACUUCUAAUGGCUUUGACACUUUACGAAAAGGGAAAGGUUGCUUUGAAGAAAGAAAACUACGAAGAAGCUCUUCUACUUUUCCUCGAAGCUGACAGUGAUUUCCGUACGUGUAACUCCCAGUUAUUGACCGUUGUGGAUAAUUAUGCAUUGCUUAAUUUAGACAUCGUUUGGUGUUAUCUAUGUCUUAAGAACAUAACCCAAUUACCUGACGCAGAGCAACGUCUAAAGUUAAGUGAGGAGAAACUUCGUCAAAGUUAUGGUGUCAAUAUGCACCGUGUUACUGCUAUAAAAGGAACUCAGCAAUGUAGCGAGAAGGCACUUAUGUUAAGACUUCAUCUACUGAAAGCUGUUCUAUACUUUCAUCAGAAUAAACGGGAUGAUGCUGCGACCAUGUUUAGAGUGGUGGAAAGUGAGCUGCAAUUGUUGAAGAUUGACGAUGGAUGUUUAACGGUUUUACUCGAAUGUGGCUAUGAGACAACAGAAUCAAGAAUUGCAUUAAGAGUUUGUUCCAACGACGUCAACGCAGCAAUUGAAUACAUCAACAGUCGGAAGGAAAAGCUAUUGAACAAUGAGGAAAAAUCUAAUCGAGAAAACAACCUUUACAAAAAAAUCGGAUACAAGAAGGCCGAUGAACGUCGGAUCAAUGUUGAAUUCGUUGAUCAACUUGUAGAAAUGGGCUAUUCGGAGUGCCUUGCAGCCAUAGCAUUGAAACGUUGUGAAAACAAUUUAUACAAUGCUUUAAAUGAACUACAGCAGAAUCAAGCUGAUCUAAAACGAGAAUUGAUCGCUUCCACAACACCAUCCAAGCAGUUAACUGAUAAACUUAUCGAUUUUGGCUUCCACGAAAAAGCAGCCCAAGCGGCUCUGAAACAAACUGUUAACAAUUUCGAAGAAGCUGUAGAGGUUCUGUUAAACGCUCGUAGAGAUAAUACGUAUGAUGCAUUAUUGUCCACCGUAAGCAACGAAGCUUCCAACUCGAACAGUUCUGGGACAGGAUCCUCAGAUUCUAGUAACAGUGAAGAGGCGGGCUCAUCUCGCAAGAAGGACGAAAAAGAUUCCAAAAAAGAGAUGAUGGAUAUUCUUUACAAAAGUUUUUCCAAAGACAUAGAUACGGAUACUGACAGUUACUUAGAUCUACCUCUAAUCGAAGAAGCAUCCAUAUUGGAUAAUUAUAAAAAACUGUUGAAUAUGCAAUAGGUGGAUGCGUGGAUGCUCAUCUCAACGGAUUGCUGUUUUGAGUAACGAAUUUACCAAUUAGAGGUUCAAUUAUACUAAAUACAUAAACGUAAUAU